This is a messenger RNA of Mercenaria mercenaria, 1228 nucleotides long. RefSeq names its product peroxisomal targeting signal 2 receptor-like. Gene Ontology annotation, cellular component: peroxisomal matrix; cytosol. Lineage: Eukaryota; Metazoa; Mollusca; Bivalvia; Venerida; Veneridae. The transcript is spliced from 8 exons. Gene Ontology annotation, biological process: protein import into peroxisome matrix. Gene Ontology annotation, molecular function: protein binding. The record is from RefSeq and is a predicted model, not a curated record. Bases 68 to 1003 code for a protein of 311 amino acids.
UCUCCAGUCACGGUCAAAGGUCAUGUUUACAAAGUUAUAACGAUAAAAAAGAUGUUUUUGUCUAAACAUGGCUUUGUCAUUCAGAACAAAAGAUAGACACGGAUAUUCAGUCAAAUUUUCUCCAUACAUACCCACAAGAUUCGCUUGUAGCACAUCGCAAUACUACGGAAUAGCCGGUCGAGGAACAUUGUUCAUAUUAGAUAUAACACCAGACGGAAUCGAGCCUGUUCGUAUCUAUGAAUGGAAUGAUGGAUUGUUUGAUGUAACGUGGGCAGAGAACAAUGAAAAUGUUGUUAUAGCUGGAGCGGGAGAUGGAUCUGUACUACUGUUUGAUACUAAAAAUCCAAAGGGACCGCUGAGAUCCUAUAGAGAACACAAAAAGGAGGUGAAUUCUGUGGACUGGAGUCAGACUAGAGAUGACAACUUGAUAGUUAGUGGAUCCUGGGAUACACUUAUUAAACUUUGGAGUAUAGACAGUCCACAGUCACUAUGUACAUAUACUGGACAUGAGGGCAUAGUAUAUACUGUAGUCUGGUCACCUCAUAUAUCUGGAUGCUUUGCGUCUGCUUCAGGAGAUGGCACCUUGAGAAUCUGGGACAAGAGGACAUCUUAUCCACAGACUGUGAUACCAGCACAUGCUACAGAGGUGUUAACUUGUGAUUGGAACAAAUAUGAACAGAAUGUGAUAUAUACUGGUUCGGUAGAUUGUUCAAUAAAAGGUUGGGAUGUGAGGAAUCCUAGACACUGUCUCUGUGAGAUGUCUGGACACAGGUUUGCUGUUAGAAGAAUCAAAACAUCGCCAUUUAAUGCCAAAACAUUAGCUUCAUGCUCAUAUGAUUUCACAGUCAGGACAUGGGAUGUAAGGCAGCCUCAUGCAAUGGAAAUCAUAGAACAUCAUUCGGAAUUUGCAUAUGGAUUAGACUUUAAUUUGCAUAUACCAGGACAAAUAGUGGACUGUGGCUGGGAUGAACUUAUACAUGUACAUAAACCACGCUCAUUGUGAUGCCUGUUUUAAUGUUUUUGGAUACGUUUCUGAAUAUGUGUCUAUCUUAUUAGUUUAGAAUUUAUAUAUUUAAUCAUGGACAAAAUUUGAACACUACCGAAGGAGCAUGAGUAUUCAACAACCUUUAACUGUAAUUUACAUGUUAUUACUGAGACAGUUUUGUACAAACAAAAUAAUUGAUAGAAUAUUAAGAACAAUACUGGCAAGUAAAAUUUACAUGUUUCA